Messenger RNA from Salvelinus fontinalis (brook trout), 3510 nucleotides. RefSeq lists its product as uncharacterized. The record is from RefSeq and is a predicted model, not a curated record. The transcript has 5 exons. The coding region runs from base 100 to 3393 and encodes 1097 amino acids. NCBI's taxonomy places the organism in Eukaryota, Metazoa, Chordata, Actinopteri, Salmoniformes, Salmonidae.
AGGAGCAACCAAAAGUCUGGCUAAUAUUGUAAAAGGGAUAUUCUGGUAGGACGUAUGCCUACCAUUAGUUCUGAAUACUGGUGAGGUUCUGAGGGCAAAAUGGCCGUGUUGAUUGAAAUUGCUUUCAGAGUUUCUUGGCUUUGUUGCCUGCUAAUUGGAGGGAUAACGUGUUCUACAUCAGAAGGUGAUUGGUCUCCUGCACUGGGUUCUAAUGCAGCAUGGCUCUAUGCAGGAUCACUUAGGUCUCUAGGAUAUGGCAAUUAUAAGUCUCCAACAGCUCAAAUGAGAGCGCAACAGAAACAUCCGGCCUCCAUCCUGCGGAAGGAACUGGCCCCCAUGUCCCAGCAACCUCAGCAAAUGAAAUAUCAAGCUCAAAUGCCCCAGAAUCCACAAGCCACUGAACUUCAGAAGCAACUGGCUGCCAUGAACCAGCAAGUGUGGCAUCCAGCUCAAAUGCCCCUGCAGCAGAAGCAACCUACCACCGUAUCCCAGCAAGUGUGGCAUCCAGCUCAAAUGCCCCUGCAGCAGAAGCAACCGACCGCCGUGCCCCAGCAAGUGUGGCAUCCAGCUCAAAUGCCCCUGCAACCGACCGCCGUGCCCCAGCAAGUGUGGCAUCCAGCUCAAAAACCCCUGCAGCAGAAGCAACUGACCGCCGUGCCCCAGCAAGUUUGGCAUCCAGCUCAAAUGCCCGUGCAGCAGAAGCAACCGACCGCCGUGCCCCAGCAUGUGUGGCAUCCAGCUCAAAUGCCCCUGCAGCAGAAGCAACCGACCUCCGUGCCCCAGCAAGUGUGGCAUCCAGCUCAAAUGCCCGUGCAGCAGAAGCAACCGACCGCCGUGCCCCAGCAAGUGUGGCAUCCAGCUCAAAUGCCCCUGCAGCAGAAGCAAUUGACCGCUGUGCCCCAGCAAGUGUGGCAUCCAGCUCAAAUGCCCCUGCAGCAGAAGCAACCGACUGCCGUGCCCCAGCAAGUGUGGCAUCCAGCUCAAAUGCCCCUGCAACAGAAGCAACCGACUGCCGUGCCCCAGCAAGUGUGGCAUCCAGCUCAAAUGCCCUUGCAGCAAAAACAACCUACCACCGUAUCCCAGCAAGUGUGGCAUCCAGCUCAAAUGCCCCUGCAGCAGAAGCAGCCGACCGCCGUGCUCCAGCAAGUGUGGCAUCCAGCUCAAAUACCCAUGCAGCAGAAGCAACCGACCGCCGUGCUCCAGCAAGUGUGGCAUCCAGCUCAAAUACCCGUGCAGCGGAAGCAACCCACAGCCGUGCCUCAGCAAGUGUGGCAUCCAGCUCAAAUGCCCCUGCAGCAGAAGCAACCGACCGCCGUGCCCCAGCAAGUGUGGCAUCCAGCUCAAAUGCCCCUGCAGCAGAAGCAACCGACCGCCGUGCCCCAGCAAGUGUGGCAUCCAGCUCAAAAACCCCUGCAGCAGAAGCAUCCGACCGCCGUGCCCCAGCAAGUGUGGCAUCCAGCUCAAAUGCCCCUGCAGCAGAAGCAACCGACCGCCGUGCCCCAGCAAGUGUGGCAUCCAGCUCAAAUGCCCCUGCAGCAGAAGCAACCGACCGCCGUGCCCCAGCAAGUGUGGCAUCCAGCUCAAAUGCCCCUGCAGCAGAAGCAACCGACCGCCGUGCCCCAGCAAGUGUGGCAUCCAGCUCAAAUGCCCCUGCAGCAGAAGCAACCGACCGCCGUGCCCCAGCAAGUGUGGCAUCCAGCUCAAAUGCCCCUGCAGCAGAAGCAACCGACCGCCGUGCCCCAGCAAGUGUGGCAUCCAGCUCAAAUGCCCCUGCAGCAGAAGCAACCGACCGCCGUGCCCCAGCAAGUGUGGCAUCCAGCUCAAAUGCCCCUGCAGCAGAAGCAACCGACCGCCGUGCCCCAGCAAGUGUGGCAUCCAGCUCAAAUGCCCCUGCAGCAGAAGCGACCGACCGCCGUGCCCCAGCAAGUGUGGCAUCCAGCUCAAAAGCCCCUGCAGCAGAAGCGACCGACCGCCGUGCCCCAGCAAGUGUGGCAUCCAGCUCAAAUGCCCCUGCAGCUGAACCUACCGCCCACUGAACCUCAGAAGAACCUGACGUCUAUGCCCCAGCAAGUGUCGUAUCGAUCUAAAAUGCUACAGCAGCAAAAUCAUCUGGCUGCCAUGCCACAGAUUCCUCUUCUCAUGUGGCAUCCAGCUCAAAAUCCCCAGCAGGAGCUGGCCGUCGAAGCCCAGCAGCAGCAGGAGCUGGCCGUCGAAGCCCAGCAGCAGCAGGAGCUGGCCGUCGAAGCCCAGCAGCAGCAGGAGCUGGCCGUCGAAGCCCAGCAGCAGCAGGAGCUGGCCGUCGAAGCCCAGCAGCAGCAGGAGCUGGCCGUCGAAGCCCAGCAGCAGCAGGAGCUGGCCGUCGAAGCCCAGCAGCAGCAGGAGCUGGCCGCCGAAGCCCAGCAGCAGCAGGAGCUGGCCGCCGAAGCCCAGCAGCAGCAGGAGCUGGCCGCCGAAGCCCAGCAGCAGCAGGAGCUGGCCUCCGAAGCCCAGCAGCAGCAGGAGCUGGCCGCCGAAGCCCAGCAGCAGCAGGAGCUGGCCGCCGAAGCCCAGCAGCAGCAGGAGCUGGCCGCCGAAGCCCAGCAGCAGCAGGAGCUGGCCGCCGAAGCCCAGCAGCAGCAGGAGCUGGCCGCCGAAGCCCAGCAGCAGCAGGAGCUGGCCGCCGAAGCCCAGCAGCAGCAGGAGCUGGCCGCCGAAGCCCAGCAGCAGCAGGAGCUGGCCGCCGAACCCCAGCAGCAGCAGGAGCUGGCCGUCGAGCAGCAGCAAAUGAGGAAUCCAGCUCAAAUGCCCCAGCAGCAACCAAACCGCGUUCCUCAGCAAGAAUGGCAUGUAGCUCACAAGCCCCUGCAGCAGAAGCAACUGGCCACUGAACCUCAGCAGAAGGAACUGACCGCCAUGCCCCAGCAAGUGUGGUAUCGAGUUAAAACGCUCCAGCAGUAUAAUCAUUUGGCCGCCAUGCCACACAAGCAACAGGCCCCCAUUCCCCAGCAGCCUCCGCUUGUGUGGCAUCCAGCUUAUUUUCCCCAGCAGCAGAAGGAUCUGGCCGUCGAACCCCAGCAGCAAGUGAGGUAUCCAGCUCAAAUGCCCCAAAAGCAACCGAACCCCAUUCCUCAGCAAUUAUGGCAUGUAGCCCAAAUGCCCCAGCAGCAACUGGUCCCAAUGUCUCAGCAGAAGCACUACGAAAGCACUGAAGAUGGCGCCUCUAGUAAUUCUCAGUUCCAAAUCGGUUCCAAAUCACACUACGAGAAUGGCAGAACUGUCUUCUCCCAAACCCACUACACUCAUAGGGAGGCUAUGCCUGUUGACAGUGGAAAUGCUCCCAAUGACAGUGAUGUUGGCAUAUUUGAACCAAGCACAUACCCACCACUAGUGAAGGAUCCUACAAGGAAAAUCUAAUGGUGGAUUCAUCCUUUAGAAGCUGAUGGUUUCAGUCAUGCUUUUGUUUUUACCAGGAAGUUGCUGUGUUCUUGCUACUCUUGCAUGAUUGAAUCAAUAAACUAUUUUACUUUCCAA